Gossypium arboreum is the source of this 1533-nucleotide messenger RNA. Its product is annotated as actin-related protein 2/3 complex subunit 1A-like. Gene Ontology annotation, molecular function: actin filament binding. The transcript is spliced from 16 exons. Lineage: Eukaryota; Viridiplantae; Streptophyta; Magnoliopsida; Malvales; Malvaceae. The coding region runs from base 142 to 1275 and encodes 377 amino acids. Gene Ontology annotation, cellular component: Arp2/3 protein complex; actin cytoskeleton. Gene Ontology annotation, biological process: Arp2/3 complex-mediated actin nucleation. The record is from RefSeq and is a predicted model, not a curated record.
AACCUGCUGAAAAUAAAAAAACAAAAUCUAAAAAUCCCCAAAGUCGACGGGUGAGAACUUGUCCAAUCGCACCUCUAUUGGUAUUUGAGAUCUCUCUCCAUCUCAUUCGGAGCUCAAUAUAUCAAAUUCAUCAGCUUAAAAAUGGCGGCCGUCGCCGUUCACCAGUUCGCUCAGUGCAUCACUUGCCAUGCUUGGAGUCCCGAUCACUCCAUGGUAGCAUUAUGCCCAAAUAAUAAUGAGGUUCACAUUUAUAGAUUGGUGAAUGACAAGUGGGAGAAAGUUCAUGUUCUUCAGAAGCAUGAUCAAAUUGUUUCUGGGAUAGACUGGAGUGGAAAGUCAAACAGAAUUGUUUCUGUAUCUCAUGAUCGGAAUUCAUAUGUUUGGAACCGAGAAGGACCAGAGUGGGUACCAACUCUUGUUAUUCUUAGGCUCAAUCGUGCUGCACUUUGUGUUCAGUGGAGCCCCAAAGAAAACAAGUUUGCUGUUGGAAGUGGUGCUAAAACUGUGUGCGUAUGCUAUUAUGAGCAAGAGAAUAACUGGUGGGUAAGCAAAGUUAUCAGGAAAAAACAUGAUUCUUCUGUCACAAGUGUUGCUUGGCAUCCUAAUAAUAUUCUACUUGCUACAACAUCCACAGAUGGAAAAUGCCGAGUAUUUUCUACAUUUAUCAAAGGUGUUGAUACAAGGGAAUCAAAAACAGGCUCUUCUUCAGAUCCAAAGUUUGGAGAGCAAAUAGUUCAGCUUGAUCUGUCAUCUUCAUGGACAUUUGGGGUGAAGUGGUCACCAAGUGGGAAUACUUUGGCUUAUGUAGGUCAUAAUUCUAUGAUUUACUUCGUUGAUGAUAUUGGUCCUUCCCCUUUGGCCCAGAAUGUUGCAUUCCGGAAUUUGCCUCUUCGUGAUGUCCAAUUUGUUUCAGAGAAAAUGGUCAUAGGCGUGGGAUUUGACUGCAACCCAAUGAUUUUUGCAGCAGAUAAAUCAGGAUUAUGGAGCUUUAUCAGAUUCUUAGGUGAAAGGAAAGAAUCUUUGUCAGGUCCAAAAUCUGGUUCUCAGUUUUCUGAAGCAUUUGGCAAAUUAUAUGGUCAAGCAAAGCAUGGAUUGAGCAAUGAUACGGUUGAACCUUCAAAAAUACAGGGAGCUGUUCAUGACAACUGCAUCAAUUGUAUUGCACUUCUAAAUAAAAAAGGUUCCGAGACAAAGCGCUUCAGCACCUCAGGAAUGGAUGGGAAAGUGGUAAUAUGGGAUCUGGGAAACCAGCAAGAUCUUAAGGAGUAUCUCUAAGAACUGAUUCGUGAAAAGCUUUUUGCUUUUCAGUUUUUUAGUUCAGGUAACAGAGUAAUAGUGAAGCAUGGCAUGUGAUAUAUAUAUAUAUAUAUAUAUAUUAAUGGAUCUCAUCAGUCUGAAAUCAACGGAAGCUUAAAUACAUUAUUACAUUUCUUAUUAUUUUUUUAUUUUUGAUCUAGAGUCUAUUUUUUUGUAUGAACUGAGAAUGAAAUUUGUGAAUAUAAAGUAAGUAAAUUUGACUCUUGAUUAACAAAA